Messenger RNA from Impatiens glandulifera, 603 nucleotides. RefSeq lists its product as uncharacterized. NCBI's taxonomy places the organism in Eukaryota, Viridiplantae, Streptophyta, Magnoliopsida, Ericales, Balsaminaceae. The transcript has 5 exons. Bases 1 to 603 code for a protein of 200 amino acids. The record is from RefSeq and is a predicted model, not a curated record.
AUGGGUGAAACGAUUAAUGUUAGGUCAAUCGGGUCUCUUUAUCCUGAAACCAUAGGAUAUGCCAAUCAUUUUGUGGGUGAUAUGAACGAGAUGAGGGAUCUGCUUAAAAGAUUUGGGUCUAGAAGACUAACUAGCAUAAUGAGUGAGUUCUUUAAGACUAUCGAUAAUCUUGAGCUUGUUGACCCACCGUUAAAAGGAGAGCGAUAUACGUUUAGAAGAGGUUCAGGUUCUGCUUCUCAUCUUCUCAGUUCCCAGGAUUGUUUAGGAGCAUUAGAUGGAACGUUAAUUAAAGUUACACCACCUAAUGAGAAUAAAUCUCGGUAUCGCACGAGAAAAGGUUGUAUUUCAACAAACGUAUUAGGCGUGUGUUGCCCAAAAAUGCAAUUUAUAUAUGUAUUGCCUGGGUGGGAGGGUUCAGCACAUGAUGGUCGCGAUGCAAUUUCAAGACCUAAUGGUUUAAGAGUCCCUCUAGGUUGUUAUUACUUGACUGACUCUGGAUAUUGCAAUGCAAAAGGAUUUCUUGUUCCCUAUCGAGGACAACGAUAUCAUCUGAAAGAAUUUGAUGGACAUCGACCAGAGACCCUAGAGAAUACUUCAACAUGA